Linum trigynum is the source of this 13157-nucleotide messenger RNA. NCBI's taxonomy places the organism in Eukaryota, Viridiplantae, Streptophyta, Magnoliopsida, Malpighiales, Linaceae. The record is from the annotation of a GenBank genome assembly.
AACAAGCGAAUACAAAACUGUUACAAUGCUACAAUCCCAUUUGAAAUCGCAAACCACUAAAUGUAAGAGAGCUUUUCCAUAUUAAAUCACUCAUAGCAUUAAUCAUCGAUCACUCCGUAUUUUCUUGCAACAAUUGAUAUAUCUUCUUCUUCCCUCGACCUCUCUGUUCUGUUAGUUGCCUUCUGCACCAUUAUCAAAUGCCAUAGUCUCAUCUUCAUCCAUCGAAAGCACCAACAAUCUCCACGUUCACUGCAUUACAAGCAAGAUGGGUGCAUUAUGGAAAGUUGUCCAACACAUUCAGUAGUAUAAUUAAAAGCCUUCUUUAGCUUCAUAGAAUCCCAGAACCAAAUAUCCAUUCCUUUGUCAAUGAGUAUAUAAAUAUACAAGCAGGGGAAACACAACUUCAUAUUCCCUGAUGGAUCAUCAACAACGAAAGCUUAAAAACCAGAGGGGCAUUUGUACUCAGAAUUGAUAGAAUGGAGAUCGGCUAGGAAUCGGUAUCAAUGAUUGUAGUGAGGGAGAAUUCCAUUUUUGUUCAGAUCAAAUGGCAAUGAAUUGGACAGGUGACAACAGCAAGGAGGAUAAACCGGUGAAAAUUAUGGUCUCUGGUGGCAUAAACGGACGUUAAUGGUGACGAUGACGACGGAGGAAGGCCGUGCCCGGGGAAGGAUCCGAAUCUGGCAGCGCGAGAAGACGAAUUAGAUGAACACAUAGGGAACGAUCCGAAUCUGGCACCAGAAGAUUCUACCGGGAAGGCGAUCCUGAUCUAGCACGGCUUCUACGACGCCUACCCUGGGGAAACCAAAGACAGCUCUCCCUCCGUCAGAUUCUCCACGGGCGACGCCGCCUCCAUGGUCAUCCCCAGGCCCGGGCGGGCUGCGACGGGGGAGAAUUGCUACGACGGCGGCGACUACGACUAUGAUGGUUGGAGGAUGGGCGGAGUCGGAGAUGUUGGGGGAAAGAGGAGAGUGGCGAAGCAGGGUUUUAAUUCGUCCAAAUUUCAAUUUUUGUUAUAUUUUAUUAAUUGACCCUUUUACCCUGCGGUUACUAUAACAACACUCCUUGUGUUGUUAUAGUAUCCGCUCCCGAUCGAUACACCUCCUCAAAAAAAUUAGGUUCGUCAUUGAUUACGUCAUUCAGUUUUCUUAUUUGUUAUCUUCUAAAGAGGUUGAACGCCAUUAAAAUAGUCUCUUUUAUUGCACAUACUUGAGGCGUAGCCAAAAUGUCAUCUAAAGUUGAUUAUUUUAGAAAAAACAUACACAUGACAAAAUAUUUUUUGUUAGUUUUUUUAGUCAUCCAUGAUAUUAUCUUGGAAACAAUUGGAAAAUCAAAAUAUGUUCAGAGUCAAAAUUAUCAAGAAUAUAUCUCUGUGUAACAGACAAUUAUUUAUGAUUUAGCUAGCUUUUCGCUUUCAAAUGACAAUAUUUGCUAAGAACUGGUUAUUAUAAAAAAUUGAGUUAUUGAGAGAAGUUCAAUAAUGGAUCAUAUGCCAUUACUAACACUCACUUAAUUGCACAAAUCAAAUACUAUGUGCUUAACAAAUGAGGUCGGCAAGUUUCAAACACAAGAUCUCUUGAUCGACCGUUCUCAAUUAGUAGAUUACUCUAAUUUUCAUUCUCAAUUAACUGUUAUACCUAAUUUGCACAUUUCCUCGAAGGACCCACCCUGUGACACUCUCCCUUUUGCAUUUGGUUGAAAUAAUUUUUUUUUACAAAUUAGCUUGGUGGAAAUUUUUGUUUUUGAUGUUGAAUAAAUACUCCUUUGAUUUUCAAUGGAUCAUAUGUACCAUUGUCAUUUGUGCAUAGCUCGUUACAAAAAAUUUGAAUAUGUCAAUAGACGAUUUGUAAAUCCUAAUUCAAGUACUUGUAAGGCCAACCAUUCUCAAUUAAACUCACACUUAUUUUCAUCCCCAGUUGACUAUUAUACCUAACUAGCGUGGGCCCCGGCCAGUUGGCCGGAGGAAGGUGAGAUAUGAAAUUUGAUAAUGUAAUAGGGUGUAUAGCUUAUUGUUGUAUAGUUUUUUUUGGGAAACACGUGAUAAAAAUAGUGAAUUUUAGCAGGAAGGAGACAUGAAUGAUGCAACGAAUCAAAAAUCGGCCUUAUGAACCAAAAUCAAGUACCUGUUACCUUGUGAAAAAAUAUUGUUUCUCAUAAUAUGAUGAGGUGGAGUAAGUUUUAUAGAAACCGAAUUGCGGAAAAUCGAAUAAAAAAUCGCCUAUCCCGUCAGUUUUCGGGAAAUGAGCAUCUUACAAUCGUUGCUAGCUUUUACUCGGCACGUUGGCCGAUUAAUUUGCUUUAUAAAAUUUUCAUCUUGUCGUCAUUGUGCUUUCUGGUUCUUGUCAGACCAUGAUAAAAUCUAAGGAAAUCAAGGACGAACAACACGAUUUGGGAUAGGAACCGCCGUUGCCGUAUCCCUAGAAAAUGGUGGUGAACACGGACUCACCUGCCAAAAUGGUUUGGAUUGAGAGUUUUAUCGGGUACCAGGGAACCAUGUGAUAAUAAAUUAGACUUGAUCAAAACGGGUCAAAACUUAAAAUUUAGCCUGUUUGACCGACCCAUGCCAAAUUCUAAUUAUUCUUUACUUUUAAACUUUCUAUUUGAAAAUAAAAACUAGUGAAAGAAAAGAGAUGACUGCAAUUCGCCAUUUGCACAUCACUUAUUCGGGAAUAAAACCAUAGAAAUUCCAAAGGAACCGAAAAUGUUUAGGAUGGUUUUAAUGUUUAAAAUAACCAAAUAGAUCUUUUUGUUUAGUUUUUUACUAACAAAUACCAAACGAUUCCCUAUAAAAUACACUAUAAUUUGAUAAUUAUGAUAUCAAAUAAUUAUAUAAUAUGUAUUUGAAAUAAUAAAAAUUGGACUAAUUGGGUUGGUCGAGGUUGAACCAUUGAAUAACUUUAAAAUACAUUAUAUUUUAGCCACUAAGAUAUAAAAUAAUUGCAUAAUAUAUAUUAUGUCAGAGAAAAUAGCUUGUUUUAGAAUGUCAAACCAAUGAUGUUCAUUUGUUUUACUUGAUGGCCAAAUCCCGUGUAGGUCAGGCCCAUUCAACUCUUUUAUUUUAUGGUUAGCGGUUAGCCCAUUAGAUACCAUGCAUUAGUUUAUUGUUAAUUUUUUUAUUUUUAGCAAUAAAAAAAGUAUUGUUUUUGCCUUUUCAUAUAUAUUUUAUCAUCACGGAGAAAUAAAAGGGUUUAAAGAAAAAAAUUGACACUCCUAGACCCGUUUAAAUCCGCAUGUGUACGGUAAGUUGGCCCGUUCCACAGAGGAAAGAGAAAAAAAUUGACACUCCCUAUUCUACCCUUCCUACAAACGAUCCUGGAGCAGUGAAUUUGAAAUGGGGGAAGAGUUUUUUCCUCUCUGUUAUUAUAUGUUUUUAAUUUAAAAGGAUACAACAAAUGUACUUAGUGUGAUUGGUUAUGAUCCUUGCUUUUCUUUAAAAUGGUCAUGGUUCGAAUCCCAGUAUGUGUCUUUUUAAUGAAUAAAAAAAAGUAAUUGUGAAGACCAAAAUGUCCUUCCUACUUUCACUCUCGUUGCAGGAAAUUUGAAAUGGGGCUCCCGUUUUUCCCUUCGGCGUAUUAUAUUACUAGCUUAUAACCCGGCUCGUUGGCCGGAAUGUUCAUAUUUGAUUAUUUGUAUUUUUAUGUUAAUUUAAGUCUAUCAACCCGUUUAAUUUUAUUGACAAUUCUUCGAUCUAGAUGAUAUAUAAAGAAAGAAUAUAUAGGUCGAACUUUUGGAGAAAUAAGAAUAUAAAAAUGAUUGAUGUCAUUUUUAUAAUGAUAAUUAAGUCCCAAUUAAAAUGCUAUUGGUUAGUUGAUUGUCAAGAAAGAUAGAGUACAAAAGCUCAUUGGAAUUCCCACACGCCAUAGAUAGUUUGAAACACAAUUUUGAACCUCACAAUCCUACAUAAAGGGUUCAAUGCACUCCUUAGGAACAAUAUGCCACUAAUCAAAAAGAAAUGGAGAGUUGUUUAUUCAAGUCAACUAUAUACUAACAACUCAAUUAAGAGGGGACCAAUAAAACUUGAGAGCAAACGACAAAAUUAGGGUUACCUCCAAUAUGCUAAUAAACUUGAUCGAAGUAAUAAGGCACAAAAUUAGACACUCCGUAUCUAUCAGUUCCAAUAGGUUGAAUAAAGAAUCGACCUAGCUGCAAAAACCAUAAACCUAAAGGUCCAAUAGUCACCACUCUCUGCUGUAGAACCAAAUUUUUAUCUCAAGAGACAUAUGUUUCAAUAAAAAAUUCAAUCUCUAAUCCUCCUUCUACAACUCCAUUUAUUGAACUCCAUUCUAUUUGUCAUGGAUUGAUAUCGGAGUUGAAAUCUUCUACUUGUCUAGCUUAAAUCCCGAAUAAUAAAAUCGUAGUGCCAAGAGAUACCAAAAGAUUGAUUUCAAAGGCGACCUUGUAUUGAAAAGUGAAAGGGGCGUAAACUAUUGCACGAUAGAGGAAAUUUCGGAGGAAGUUAAAAGAGAUAAGAACAAAGAUAAAAAAGCACUAAAUUUAAAUUUAAAUUGAAAAUUUCAAGGAUACAACACGCAGUAACAUAAUUAGUUUCUUCUAUGAUAGCCAAUUAUCAAUCUACCUUUAGCAAAAAAAUUAAGGCGAGAGCAAAAAAUUUAAAAUUGAGAAAAUUACAUGAAACUCUAGCUACUAUGAAAACUGAAGUAUCAAGCACCAUAAAAAUAUAUACGGUAGACUUAGUGGGCUUGGUAAUCAUGAUGAAAAAUUCAUCCAAUUUUCAGAGUCUAACUUUGUGUAUGCUUUAUACUAAAAAAGAUACAACAAAUUUGUUUAGUGUAAUUGAUUGUGAUUGUUGUCUUUGUUUUAAGAGACCUGGGUUCGAAUCCUCAUAUUGAUAUUUUUAUUGAGAUAAAUAUUUAAUUGUAAAGACAAAAAUGUCCUUCCUACUUUCACUCUCGUUGCAGGAAAUUUGAAAUGGAGAAAAGUUCACAAAACUCUACCAUAUAUUAUUGGAGGAUUUACCGAUUUUUUCUCUAAGUUAAAAUGAGUCCAUGUUAGGCACUUACACUCUCCCUCUUCACAUGCAGAGUUGGCAUCUUGGUGAUAAUUUUGGUCAUAUAUAGAGUUGGUUAAAUUUCAAAGCUACUUAAUCAACUAGAACAAUUUUCAGGAGUUUAGGAUCUGAUUCACUGAUAAAAGAAGAAAACCAUUUUGAUUUCAUUGUGAUGAUGGUAACCAAAUUGAAUUGUAACUAAAACAUGAAAACUAUAAUAAUUUCGAUGUAAUUUCAGUAUGCCAUCUACAAGGUGAGGUCAUGAUGCAUGGUAAUUGCAGGGUGGUAAUUACAAUAGGAGGGAAGGACACCACUAGAGAAAAGAUUAAAUAAGGGGACAGGAUAUGGUGACAACUCUUAAGGGGUUGUUAGAUUGACAAUUAAGGGCAUUUUGGGUACGAAAAAAGAAUCUACUAAUUACUUUUAUUGUAUUAAUUAUAUUGGAAAUUAAAAAUCCAUAUUAAAUACAAGUUUUUGAAAAAAAAUUAAAUCCUAUACAUUUAUAUAUCUCUCUCUCUUCCUUUUUCUAGCGGCCACUACGCAUCGACCGACAGACUUUCUCUCCGAUGAAAUCCUUCCGGCAGACUUUCUUCAGCGAAAUCUCUUUGCCAGACUCCCUCCGGCAACCUGGAAAAAAAUGUAUCAGUGCGUUUAAAAGUGUACCAGUCUAUUAGUCUACUGGUAAUGAUUUUUUUUCUAGUGGUACGCUACCAGUUCAGCGCUACCACUACCAUAGAGUAUCGUACCACUAGCACCAGUGUCGUACCGUACCAUUAGCACUGGUAGCGCUACUGGUACGAUACCAGUGUCGUACCGUACCAUUAGCACUGGUAGCGCUACUAGUAGUUAAUAAUACAAAAAACCAGAUGGUAGUGUCGAGAAAAAAACCAGAUUUAGAAAAGGGGAUUCGGUAACGGGAGGGAGAGGCAGGGGGAGAGGGUGACCUCGUGACGGCGACAGUGGUGGGAGAUGAAGGGCGGCAAGAGGGCUCAGACGGGGAGAGGAUGAUUGUGUCGCGGUGGUGGGAGGCGACCGUUGCGACGGGCCGACGGGAAAGAGUUGCAACAACAGGGGGUGGAGGGAGGCUGAGGAUUGCGGAGGCGGUGACGGUAGAGGCUUAGGCGGUGGAGGGCUUUGCGUCAGUGAUGGUUGCGGGAGAGAGGGAGGAGAGAGGGAGGAGUUAGGGUUUUUUCUAUUUAUAUGGGAGGGUGAAUGAUCGGGUGUGGUAAAUUUUUCCCUUCCAAAACUACCAUUCCUUUAAUCUUAACCGUUAAUUUGAAAAAAGAAGAAAGAGACAGGAGAGAGAGCGUAUCUAAGGGCUAUGAAGGAGUAAAAUACCUCGGGUACUACUUAAGUUUGAGAAUUGGGGCAGACAUACCACUUAAGUUUGAAUAGGGCGUCGGGUACUAUUAAAGUCGCCAAAAUGUGCAUCCGUCUAGUUUUCCAUCCAACCCAAAAUUUUAAUUACUUUUUGGCACCAAAAAAUUUAAAAACAUCCAAAACUAUAUUUCAACAAGUUUUUAUCUAAUAUAGAAAUUAAAAAACCUUCUAAACAUAAUAUUACUAAAAUGACUAAUCAAAAUUGUCAAUAAAAUAGAUAAAUUUUAAAAAAAUUUAAAAAAUAUCAAGAAAGAAGAAUAAAUAUAUAGAAUAUAAUAAUAAAUAUUUAAAAUUAGGGUUAUAGGUAUAAUAUUCCCCUCUACUAUGCAGUUUUAUCAAACAUGCCUCUCUACUAUUUUUUACAUCAAACAUGCCCAUAUACUUUGGAAAAAUUAUCAAACAUGCCCUUAUGUAAAAAUUUCCAUUGAAAAAAUGGUCAAUCACAUUUGAAACGAGAUUCACACGACCCGACAUCGGAAAAAUUGGGGUUGAAAUGUCAGUUUUUCUUCCUCAUUUAUUUCUCCGGGUCUAGUUAAAGUGAAAUUAUUAGAGGUAUUUGGCUAUACAAAAGAAACAGAACAAUUCUAAAGUGAAAUUAUUAGGAAUAUUUUAGACAUAGGUGUCGCCCAAACCAAGCUUCGACCAUGAUCGAUGGUUUUUGGAUGCAAAUUUUAACAAAAGGGCAUGUUUGAUCAUUUUUACAAAGUAUAAGGGCUUGUUUGAUAUAAAAAAUAGUAGAGGGGCAUGUUUGAUAAAACUACAUAGUAGAGGGGCAUAUUAUACCUAUAACCCUUAAAAUUAAAAUUAGAAAAUCUAUUUAAAUCGCUAAUCCAAUUAGAAAUACUAUUAAAAAUAGUUAAAAUAGAACAUACUCGAUCAUCAAUACAUCAAAACCAAAGAAGGAUAAAUGGAACACAGUCAGAAAGAAUUAAACAUAUUCCAGUAAUUGAAGAAAAUUUAGAACGAAAAGAGAACGAAAGUAACAAAGUAAUAAAUAAAUAAAAUCUACAAUGUUCCGUAACAAAUCUAGAAAAGAAAAUACAACUAUAGGAUGAGAAUUAGAAUUAGUAAAUUUAGUUAAAUCAUAGGAUAUAUUUGAUUCAACAAAUUAUUCAAUUAUUAUAACAUAUAAUGGUAAUUGUAAAUACUUAUAAUGACAAUUAAUUCUACAUUUCCUAUUCAAAAAUUGGUUUGGUAUCAAAGUCUUCAAAAGAGGAUUCCAACUAAACAGAAUUCAUAGGAUAUAUUUGCUUUAGAGAAUAAUUCAAUUAUUAGAAAACAUAAUGAUAAUUGAAAAUACUUAUAAUGAUAGUUGAUUCUAAAUUUUCUAUUCAAAAAUUAAUUUGGUAUCAAGUCUUCAAAAGAGGAUACCAACUAAAUAAUAAAAAUUGAUGUUUUUCAUAAGUCAAAAAUGGUUUUUUACAAUAAGAAAAGUAGAAGGACCAAUUAAGAAAUUUAGAAAACAAAAUAUUUCAAGAACAUUCUGUUAACUUUAACGGAAAGCAUCUAACAUUAAACUUAAGUGGUACCGGUUGCACAAAUAAUAGAGUUCAGUUGUACCCGACGCCCUAUUCAAACUUAAGUGGUAUGUCUACCCAAAUUUUCAAACUUAAGUGACACCCAAGAUAUUUUACCCGGCUAUGAAGUGGGUUGUCAAACUCACAAUCCCUAAAGAGGUUGUAACCGUAUGUCAUCCCUUACAGCCUGUUUGGAUAGACUAAAUUUUGAGAAAAUGGAAUUCCAAUUCUCAAACUUUUAAUGAUUCUCAUGAUUGGAAGUAAAAAAAUAAAAAGGAAAUGGAAUUCCAAAAGGUAAAAAGUUGAAAAUUCUAAAUACUACUAAAAGUGGUCGGAAUUGGUGGAGGAGUGAUAGAAUUAGUGAAACCCACAUUAAUUUUGAUUCACCUUUACAAGAAAGCCCUUAUUACUUUUGGAUUUGAAAUCAUUAAUACCAAAGAUAUUACUGUAAAAGCACUUGUAAGAAAUCAUUUCCAUUUUUUUUUCAAACAUAAAAAGAUGAAAUCAUUUCUCAAACUUUUGGAUUUGUUCCAAACAUAAACUCUUGAAAUUAAUUCCCACUUGAAUUCAGAUUCUCACAAGAAAUGGAAUUCAUUUUCCAACAGAAUUAUAUCCAAACAAGCUGUUACCGACGGGAUCUGGAAUUAACACUAAGAAACACAAAAUCAUUCAAAAAGGGUAAUUUAAUUAGGGGAUUGUCGAGCAUCUAAAUUAAAUGUAGGCAUCACUUUGUCUUUUUAUAUCUGCACUGCACUUCACUUCCCCAAAACCACUGAGCCUCUCAUCCUUUCUUUCUAUAGAAUUAAAUACCUUAAAGAAGAACAUUAGUUCCUCUUCCUAGAGCUCAGCUCCCACCCAAAUCAUUCGCCUAAAGGCGUGGAACAAGGUUGUCAAUCCGGUUUAUACCGUUAUGCCGGUUUGGCAAGUAGAAUGGUACGACCGGUGGUAUAACCAGUUUGUGCCGUUCGUGACGGUUUAAAAAAAUGUGAAAAUAAUUAAUAUCCAAUGUAUUAAAUCAUAUAUAAAACAUAUUUGUGGACAAUUUAGUUACAAUCCAACAAAUAUCAUCAAUUUUUAACUAUUAAAUUCAUAAAAUGAAUAAUAAAUUAGUUUUUUUAUUAAUGAAAUCCAUUAAAAUGAUGUCAUUUUGCUUAGAAUGCGUAAGUCGAUUAUACCUGUUAUACCGGUGGUGUCAUGUCGGUUUUAUGACCGGCACAGGUUGAACCAGGUUCAACCGAUGCCACCGGCAUGACAACCAUGGAACAAUCGACAAAGCAGAAAACCCAACACAAUUAAAAUAAUAAUGAGGUUUCUCAUAUGUGAGUGAAAGUGAGCGAAGAACAAAGAAAAUGGGGAAGGAAAGAUUGAUGCUUUGGUGGACAUGAACAGAGGAAGCUCUCACCAGUCACCACCAGCCAAGGCAUGCAGUCUCUCUCUCUCUCUACACUCAGCAACUUCACUUUUUCUUCUUUAUUCUGUGUUCAGUUUGCUUGACUGCUGCCCAUUGGUCCCUCCACUUCCUUUUGCUUUUUUUUUUUCCCUCUCCUUGUUUCCUCAUUUGCUUUACGUCUCCCUUUGGGUACUUUUGCCGAUUCCUUGAGGGGACUAAUCCGAUAUGUACCAAAGUUCUCAUCUUUGGGGGUAGUUUCUGAGCUUCUUUCAUAUGGGUACUUGGGUUUUGCUCUCUUUCCAUGUUCCAUGUUCUUUCCACCUGUUUCAUCUCAAUGGGAUUAAAAUAACGCUCUUAUUGAGCUUAAAAGGGGUUUAAUGAUAGGGUUCUCUCUGCUUGCCAGUUUGUGGGGUUUCCUGGUCAUUUCUCUGAGAGAGAGAUCUAACAGGUUGAGAUGGAGGGAAAGUGGGGCAUGUUUCCAUUUUAAUUGAUUGCUUUGGAUUGGAAUGCAAGUGAAGCAAGGUAAAGUGUUGUGUGCUGCUAAGCUAAUAAUUGCUGUUUAGCCUUUUGUUCCCUCCGGUGGUUGUUUGCUUCAUUGCCUCACUAGUUGCAGUUCCGUAGGGAUCAAAUGCUGGGUUUUCACUGAGCCUUUUUCUUCUUUAGCUUCUGAUCUCAAAGCUCGAAAUCAUUGAUGAUGGUGAGCUUUAUUUUUUGGGGGAUGAACUGCCACACAUCCCUUGUUAUAGCUUUAACCAGGUGUUUGAUAUUGAGCUUGUUUUCUACCCCUCCUUUUCUCCUUUCCUUGUGUUGCUGUCUUGAUUGGAUUGCUAUUAACUCUGUUUCUCUGGUUUGAAGUCUAAUGGGGUUCCCUUUCAAUUUCGCAAUUGCUCAAAUUCUCAUGUUAAUGUUGUGUAGCUUUGGUGUUCGGCCAUAUAGAGCUGCUAUUAUUAGUCAACACUUUGGAGAUUAAUUCAGUGGGUGUUGUCUUUCAACUUUCAACUAUUGAAUUGCUUGCAAUAUUCUUGUUCACCUUUGGGAGGAUCCCAAAUCUAGCAAUGGGACUAGAAAUGGAGUUGGAAUUCAAGUUGAAGAGUAGUACUUCGUAUCUGAGUCCUAACACAGUCCUUCCACUCAGACAUUGUUCUGAUGCCGAUAACAAAACUGCCCACCAUCAGAAUCUCACGCGUAAAGAUAAUUUCUUGAGGGUGAAGGAAUGCUUCAUAGAGAUAAACUUCCGUCGUUAUCGAAGUACCUCUUGUAAGAAUGUACAAUCUUCUAGGCCUUCUGGAGUACUAGUACCUAGCGUAGACCUGAAGCGAGGUUCCAUGUAUCAAAGCUCUAGCGAUGUAAUGCGACUGAAGAAAAUGGAGUCUUCUUCUUAUAAUGCAGGAAGGAGGAAAAUCGAAUUGUCAUGUGGCAGCCACACUUCGUUCUCCUUGGAUGUUGUUGAGUCUUCGUGUAGCUCAGAUGAAGAUGAUGCUCGGAAGGUGCAUCCUUCGUCAGCUUUAGAUGCGAAAUUGAACCUGAUUUCUGGUCAAAAGCCUCGUUUGGAUCGUUCUUGUCCACCAGCUGAUGCAUUCAUCGAAAUUUGUCCAAAUUUGGAUGUCAGAGAGCGACAAGAUGUUGGAAUUGUUCGAAGAAGUCAUUUGAGAAGUGAGAGUCAAGGCUUGAGGAGUGAUAAUGUAGCUGGUCCUCAGAAUGAUGCUAAUUACCUCCUUGAAAGAGAUGCGCCAACGUUUCACAAAACACUAUGUGCUAAGCUAGACAUGCCUCAUUCACCUUCUUCUGCUUCCGAGAGCGAUUGCUCCACUAGUGGCAGUUCGAAGUCGAGAUUUGUACCAAUCAGAAAGAUGUUUGAUCCGUUCAUGAAGUCCAAGUCUCUGCGCAGUCCAUUGAGCAAUGCUCCUGAUCCAAGUGAUCAUCCUAAAGCAAAUAGUACUGUGGCAUCCAUGAGAAGGAAUGAGCUCCUAAGGAAGUCUUUAUUACAUGAAUUCUCAUAUACUUCUCAGCAGAAUCAUCAUUCAUCAAAUGUUGCAAAUUCAGCAGUUCACCUACAUGGCAGUCUCAAGUUGAAGAACAAAAACAAGAUCCCGUACUUCGAGUUCUCGUUGUCUUCCCCCGAGGAAGUUCUUGUGGCAAAGACUUGGAAAGUAAACAAUGCUUCCAAGUGGGUUUACACUUUCCACUCCAUUUGCAAUAGAAAAAGGAGCAACGUGAGUGGACGAGGUGGGGCCAACGAGAGCAAGGAGUCCAUGGUAGUAGCAGGGCAGAUGCACGUCUCCUCAUAUUUGCAUUCUGAGGUACAAGAUUGCCCCCUUUCAGAUAACUCAAUGGUGACUGAAUUUGUGUUGUACGACAUUGCACAUGCGAGAAACAGUGUUUCUUCAGAAGGCUCCCCUGAUGUCAACAAAUCUAGUAGCAAUGGCACCUUCCCUUGUUUGGAUGGUGGGAUGCAUCAUGGCUCGGAUGAUGGUUCAGCUACCCCGAGUCCUAACAGUUGUCCUAACAACAUAUCUGCUGGUUUGCAGCCUGACCUUGAGAUUGCAGCAAUUGUUAUUCAAAUCCCUUUUGCGAAGAGGGAAAGCUUGAAGUACAAGAGAGGUUACAACAGCAGGAAGAAAGUGCAUUUGAACCUGCUGAACCUCUCCAUGGCUGAGCGAAGUGCAAAGGAAAGUCCUGAUAGGGAAAGUACAGAAAAGGUUAAGGUGGUAAUUCCAAUUGGAAAUCACAGUUUGCCAAGUGAUGCAGAAAGCCGGGGGCCUUGUUCGUUGCUCGACCGGUGGAGAUCAGGUGGGGGAUGUGAUUGUGGGGGGUGGGAUAUGGCUUGUCCCCUCAAUGUUUUUGGAAACCCUGACAUCCAAUGUGCUGAAGAUGAACCUCUUGUCGAUAGGUAGAAGCCGUUGGAGCUCUUUAUUCAGGUAAAAAUCAUCUAUUGGUAACUUGAAAUUUUUGCAGUUAAAUUUCUUAUUUCUAAAGAAUUUAGUUAUCAGACUAGUUCAUCCUUAACAGUUCCUGCUAUUAUCAGAGUUUCUUUGUCUUUCACUUCUGCCGUCGGCUAUAAGAUUAUUCUGAAUGUUGUGUUGCAGGGGACGAAAGAGAAGAUACCGGCAUUUAUUAUGAGAGCAUUGGAAGAAGGAGAGUAUGCAGUCGAUUUCCAUGCAAAGCUAUCCACUUUGCAGGCAUUUUCCAUCUGUGUUGCCAUGCUGCACGGCUCAGAAGCUGCAUGUGCAGUUGGCGAUAGCAGAAGCAAGAAGAAGUCGAUGCUGCCACAUUGCAACUCGCUGAAGGUAAUGAUAGAGGAAGAGGUCAAGUUCUUGAUCGACGCUGUGACCGAGGAAGAGAAGAAGAAACCCUGUAAGAAACUGGAAAAAAGCAGCAGUCUUACAAGCUCAAGCCUCCAAUAUCUCCAUUUUCUCGUGUGUAGUAGGCUCAACCGGAGAUCACCGCACACAUGGAGCAAGAGAAGAGGGCAUUGAUUGUUGACACCAAGGAUCCUACUUCCGUUGACCGGGAGGUGACAAAGGAGGAGACUUUUUUUUUUGAAAAUAACAAAGGAGGAGAAUGGUGUUGUAAGAUGUACAGUCGAAAGUUUUGAUCUUUCCCUCUUUUUUGUUUCUUGGAAGCCAUUGGUUAAGAGUAGAGAGUUAGAGAUAGGAAACACAAAUACUGUGCAUAAAGUGUGUAGCUCGAGAAAAUAUAGCAGGGAAUUAAGUACAGUUUAGAGAGUGGGAUAAGGAUUUUCAUUCUUAAUGUACUAUUGAGGGCUGUAUUAUAUUAAAUCUCUCUAAAGCUGCUGCAAGGAGUUCUUUCUGCAACCUUUUCUUCCUUAUUAGGUUCUUCAAAUAAAUAUAACGAGACCAUUGAG